AUGAAAAAUGUUUUAAAAAAAAAGUUCGUAAGAAACUUUUGCUACAAAAUAUGUAUCGCAGGUGCCUGUAAUAGUGGUAAAUCUUCACUGAAUAAUGAUAUAUUAGAUAGAUUAAAUGUUAGUCAUAAAAAAUCAGUUAUAAGUAAUGUGGAAAAUUAUUGUAUAAAAAAUAAUGAGAAUGUUUUUAAACUUCAUAAAAAGAAAUGCUCUCUAACAGAUACAAUAGGAUUAAAUGAACGAAUGUUAAAUAAAUUAGAAAAAUGGAAAUUAGAAGGUUAUAAUAUGGAUAUGGAAACUAAUAAUAUUUUAAAAAAUUAUUAUAAUUUAAUUAUGGAUAGUAAUUUAAUAUUUAUAUGUAUAAAACAUUCAGAAAUAAGACAAAGUGAUAUUCUCUCAUAUAAUAUUAUAAAAGAUAUGUAUAAAAAUAUGGACAAUAUAUAUACUAUAGUUUAUAAUAAUAUAAAAGAUAUAACAAAUACACAACAUAAUGAUAUAAUACAAUCUUAUAAUUUUCUUCAUAUAUAUGAAUAUUUUACUAAUAUUAUUUUAUAUCCAUAUGACAAAAAUGAAGAUCUAACAAAUGUUAUUAAAGAAAAAAUUAUAAAGUUUUAUGAAAGACAAAAUGUAAAAACAAGUCAACAAAAUUGUGACACUUUGAAAAAUCAUGGUGAAUUCAAAAAAAAUCAUAUCAAUCAAUAUAAUGAUAAUACAUUAAACAAUUGUCAUAUAAAUGAGAACAAUUUGAAUAAUGUUAAUAAAGAGGAACGUAAAAAACAAAAUGGAAAGAAAGUUGUAGAGGAAAUUGUAGAGGAAGAACUCAUUUUUAAUAAUAAUCAAAUGGAUGAUAUAAUUGAUGAGAGUGUAAGAAUUUUUCAUCCCUCCAUAAGUUUGGAAACAAAAAAUUAUUUUUACAAAUUUGUAAAUUUGAAAAAAAAAGAUAAAUCUAAUAUGAAAUUAUUUAACGAUUAUUUUAGUGAACAAAUAUUGAAUAGGACUCCUUUGAAAAUUGGUCAGGUAGAAUUUAAUGAAAAAAAAAAUAAAAUAUUAAAAAAAAUAAAUAAUAAUAUAAAUAAUAAUAAUAAUAAUAAUAAUAAUAAUAAUAUUGGUGAUAAAUAUCAACAUAAUAAUUUAAUUACAAUGAACAAUGUAAACAAUACAGAUGAAAAACAAACAAAAUAUAGAACAAAAGAAUAUUCGAUCAACACAAAUGUAAAUCAUAUUAAUACAAAUCCUUCUAUUGAUAAUAUGUUUUAUCAAUAUAAUGAUAAUUAUUAUGAAGAUAUAAAAAAAGAACAAGAUUCCUUUGAAGAGACAUAUAGAAAUGAAGAUAAAAAUAAUUGUGAUCAUACAAAUAAAUUUAGAGAAUAUUUUUUUAACAAAAUACAAAAUAAUUAUAAUUUUGAAGAGAAAAAAAAAAAAGAUAUACAAGCAUUAAAAAAUAAAAGAAUUAGAAUACUGAAAAAUAUUCUCAAUAAAAAAGAAGAUGUUAAUCCAUAUGAUUUGAUAAAUAUCAAUGAAAAGAAGUAUGAUAAGGAUAUUCAAGAAAAUCAUACAAAUGUGCCUUUGUUUUAUGGUGCAACAAGUGAUAUUAUAAAUGAAGAAGACAAACAUGCAAACAUAAUGAAUAACAAACAUGUAAACGAUAAAUAUGUAGAUGAUGCGGAGCAUAAUAAUAUUGAUGAGAAGAUCCAUAGUGAUGUGAAUAAUAAAAUGGAGUGCAGUGUUGUUGUUAAUAAUUUUAUUAAUGAUGAUAAGGAGAAUAUGAAUAUAAAUGGACAUAAAAAUAAAAUAAUGAUGAAUGAUGAAAAUAUAUGUAAUAAAGAUAUAAAGGUAUGUGUGUUAGGAGAAAAAAAUUGUGGUAAAACAAGCUUAAUUGAAAGUAUUUUAAAAAAUAAUAUAAUUAAUGAGAAUGAUAUAUAUGAAUUAUUUGGAACAAGAAAAUAUAUAAAUAAUGAUAUGAGUUUUUAUUAUAAGAAUAAGAAAAUAGAAAUAUUAGAUACUUGUAGUUUAAAUAAACAACAUAAAUUUAGAAAUGAAGAUCAAUUUUUUGAUGAAAAUCAUAGAGUAUAUACUAAUAUAAGAAAAAGUGAUAUAUGUAUAUAUAUUAAAGAAAUUAAAAAUAAUAAUAUAAAUUUAAAUAAAUUUGAUAAAAAAAUGAUUUUCUAUUUAUUAAAAGAAAAGAAAAAUAUUAUUUUUAUUGUAAAUAAAAUAGAUUUAAUUCUAACAAACUUUGAAAAAAAAAGAAAUGAAUUUUUACAAACAUUUUCAAACCUAUUUAAUGAUAUACCUAUCAUAUUCCUUAAUACAAAAAAUAAUAUACAUAUUAAUACAUUAUUAAAUAAAAUUAUUCAUAUUCAUAAAAUGAAUAAUAUUAUUAUAUCUACAUCUCUUUUAAAUAUUUUCCUUAUGCAAUUCUUAAAAUUAUUUCCAAUUCCAUGGUUAAAAAAAAAAAAAUGUCAUUUUAAAUAUAUAAAACAAAUAAGCACUAGUCCAAUCACAUUUCUUAUAUUUACAAACUUAUAUAGAAAAAUACCCAACAAUUAUCUUACUUUUUUCAAAAAAAAACUUAAACACGAAUUUGACUUACGAUAUAUAAAUAUUCAGUUUGUUUUUAAAACUACAUGUGAUAAUAAAGAGAAGGUCAAGGGCCCUCGAAUUAAAUGA
Plasmodium adleri (nom. inval.) is the source of this 2664-nucleotide messenger RNA. RefSeq names its product GTP-binding protein EngA, putative. The record is from RefSeq and is a predicted model, not a curated record. Lineage: Eukaryota; Apicomplexa; Aconoidasida; Haemosporida; Plasmodiidae. The transcript has a single exon. Gene Ontology annotation, molecular function: GTP binding. Bases 1 to 2664 code for a protein of 887 amino acids.